Molecule: messenger RNA, 201 nt
Organism: Gongylonema pulchrum
Lineage: Eukaryota; Metazoa; Nematoda; Chromadorea; Rhabditida; Gongylonematidae
Source: the annotation of a GenBank genome assembly
AUGCAAGCCGAUCUUUCAUACUAUUCGCAUACGAUCGAGUGUAAUUUCUUGAUUGAACGUAUGAAGCGCUGCUAUCACGAUCAUCCUCUAGGAAAAUUUUUGGGCUUCUGUGACAAAGAAAGUAGUGAUGUUGCUGCAUGCUGUCACGAAGAGCGAAUUCUCAAGAGGUAUAAUACACAUCAUUUUUUACCUUCUUUGUGA